Molecule: messenger RNA, 3056 nt
Organism: Vespula vulgaris
Lineage: Eukaryota; Metazoa; Arthropoda; Insecta; Hymenoptera; Vespidae
Product: probable cytochrome P450 6a13
Exons: 5
Coding region: 1273-2850 (525 amino acids)
Molecular function (GO): oxidoreductase activity, acting on paired donors, with incorporation or reduction of molecular oxygen; iron ion binding; monooxygenase activity
Source: RefSeq, a predicted model, not a curated record
GUUCAUGACUACCAGUCGACACCGGUGGGAGGUCAGUCUCUUUCGGCGAGAGCGAGGCGCACGCGUCAAACGUACUAUCACGCAACAACAACGUUUUUCUUUAUCCUUUUCUAAUCUGAUUCUCCUCUCUCUGUGGUUCUUCUAUCUUUGUUUCUCUCUUCCUCUUUUCCUCCCUCGUGCCACUUCGUUGACAAUGACGAAGAUUCAUCGUAACGCGGUGCAUCAUCAAAGUGCAUAAACGACGAGGAUGAAGAUGUUUGCGCGCGCAAUAGUUCAAUCGUGAACACUGGAAACGUACCGAUCGGUCGAUCGGUCGAUCGAUUUUUCCAUCAGUUGAAGAGAAGUGAAAUUUUAUUGAUUUUCAUUCGACAUCCGAAGAAUUAUGAAGUAAAUAAUUGGAGGAGAGGGGAAAGACAACAGAAGUUAAUGAACUAGAUGAAAAAGGAUAGGAGAGAGAUGUAUGUAGGUCAAACGUAUACUACACGAUCUAACAUGAAAGUUUUCAUCGAUUACUCGCUCUAGAACGUUCAUACAUACAUACAUACAUAUAUAUAUAUAUAUAUAUAUAUAUAUAUAUCCUGAAAAAGAGAUAUAUAUACCUCACAGUUUGUUAAAUCUUUUUCUUAAAUACGAACGAUAGACACGCAAAGGAUGUAACUAAAACGGCACACUUGGAAGAGAUCCGAUCAAUGCUCGUUCGUUCGUGAUAAGAACGACACGAAUUGAUUAAACAUCGGCAGAAUUCUUCUCUUUCUUACCACGAGAAAGAGAAUCGAAUAUCGAUAAACUUUCCUUUUGUCUCUAUGUAAACGUUUAUACGCUUAUACGACGUUAAAGGUUUAUACGACGUAUAUGUCUAUCCUAUCGAUCCUAGAGGAUAACUCGUAAUUUAAACCGCAGUAUCACGUGCACUCUGAUCGAUUGUAAACGUUUCUAUGAGAAGUGCAUCGAUACAUCAUCAUCUGGCUUAUUAAAAGUGAAUGUACGCAAGUAAGCGCGUGGCUCUUGACGAUAAACGAGUCGACGACUCACCGACCAGUUCGUAAAUUUUUCUCAACAAUCCUGAGAAUACAUUUGCAUAUUCGUAUGUUGUUGGAAUGCAAAUAGUGCGAUCGAAUAUUCUUCUCUUAUUAAACGAAAUUACGUAUUACGUAGACAACGAAUUUUCAUAACGAAUCGAAAAUUAAUUUGCAAAGAACAUAUUCCAUUUGUUUUGCGAGUAAACAGAAACGUUUGAUCGAAAUCGAAGAAAUUAAAAAUAAUAGAAUAAAGAUGUUGGAACUAUUGAAAGAAUUUCUGGAUCCUUUCCUUUUAAUUGGCCUUUUUAUCGUUAGUUUAUAUUUUUAUUUUACGGCUACUUUCAAUUUUUGGGAGAAUCUUUGCGUGCCAUUUAAGAAGCCAACAGUUUUGGUCGGUAAUUUUGGACCCUUGUUAUUAUUUCGAAAAUCUCAGCCAGAAGGAGUGAAGGAAAUGUAUGAGUGGUUCAAGAAUGAAAGAUUCUUUGGGGUUUUCCGUGUCAGAUCACCGAUUUUAAUAUUAAGAGAUCCCGAUCUCGUGAAGAGCAUUUGCGUGAAGGACUUUGUUUGUUUCGCAAAUCGUGGUAUACCAACCAAUAAUUCUCAGGAUCCAUUGUCAGGUCAUCUCUUCAAUUUGGAAGGAAGAAAAUGGAAGGGUCUCAGGUCGAAAUUAACGCCCACUUUCUCUUCGGGCAAGCUAAAACGUAUGUUUUAUUUAUUGGCCGAGUGUUCCGAAGAAUUUCGGAAACUUAUCAACAAAGCUUGCGAGGGAAAAACAGCUGUGGAGGUUCGUGAGCUAGCAGCAAAAUUUACGAUCGACGUCAUCGGUAGCUGUGCUUUUGGCAUACAAAUAAAUGCUUUGACCGACGAAGACUCCGAAUUCCAUAGGGCUGCGAAGAAACUCUCAAGGCCAAGUUACAAGACGACGUUGUGGAGGAUGCUUCGCACAGCUAUGCCUAAGCUCUACAAGUUCCUAAGUGUUCAGGUCAUCGAUCCUGAGGUUACUAUGUUUUUCAAGAACGUCGUGUCGCAGAUGAUCAAGCAACGAGAGAGCUGCGACCAAAGGAGACACGAUUUUAUGGAUCUCUUAGUGGAACUGAAGAACAAAGGAAGCUUAGAAAACGAAAUAGGAUCGAUAUCGCAAACAUUGAACGAAGAGGAUGUUCAAGCCGCAAAGGAAAUUGAGCUCGAUGAAAAUUCCAUCGCGGCCCAGGCCUUCGUUUUCUUUGCAGCCGGUUACGAAACUUCGUCCAACACAAUAGCGUUCUGUCUGCACGAGUUGGCGUUAAAUGAAGAGAUUCAAGAAAAGACUAGGCGAGAUAUUAACGACUCCAUAAUGAAACGAGAUGGGAAAUUAACUUACGAUGCAGUUCAGGAUAUGAAAUAUCUCGACUUGGUGAUACUAGAAACUCUUAGAAAAUAUCCACCAGCUCCGUUACUCUCUCGAAGAUGCGAAUACAAAUAUCAAAUACCUGGAAGCAAAGUCGAACUUCCGGCUGGAAUGAGAGUGGUCAUACCGAUUUAUGGUCUCCAUCAUGAUCCUGACCACUAUCCAGAUCCUGAAACGUUUAAUCCUGACAGAUUUAUGGACGAGAAUAAACGAACGAGACAUCCGUAUACGUAUCUUCCGUUUGGAGAGGGUCCACGUGCUUGUAUAGGAAUCCGGUUCGCGUUGCUGCAAAUUAAAAUUGGAAUAAUUUCCUUCUUGAGAAAUCAUGGAGUUCAGGUUUCCAAUAAAACGGUUCAUCCCAUAAGAUUCAGCAGGCGCAGCCUUGUUACUACGAGCGAAGAUGGAUUUUGGCUUAAUAUUACCUCAGAAUCGGAGAAUUCUUAAAAUAUUUACAACCAUACAGUUUGAUGUACUUAAUGUUUCUUUUCUUGGUAAAGAUCAUUGCACUUUGCUAAAUUUCUAAGUCAUUCUCCACAUAGAAACAGACUGAUAUACUCGAAAUUUUAUUUGCUAUUAUUAAAAUAAAAAAACUUAAUUGACAAAGAUAUUUAAAUAGAAUCGAUAAGAAAAUAUAUGAUAUUUUAUUUUUA